Pomacea canaliculata is the source of this 5139-nucleotide messenger RNA. RefSeq lists its product as uncharacterized. The record is from RefSeq and is a predicted model, not a curated record. Lineage: Eukaryota; Metazoa; Mollusca; Gastropoda; Architaenioglossa; Ampullariidae. The transcript has 11 exons. Bases 1036 to 3048 code for a protein of 670 amino acids.
AUAGAGAUUUGAGUAGACAGAUGUGUGUAUCUUAUUUUAAAAGUGUUUCUAGUUUACUUCAUAAUUGCUACCUGCACGUUCACAACUCUUUCUUGCACGACAAAAAGUACACUACUUUAAACCGACAAUCAGCUUUUGAUUUUCAAGGACUGAUUAGAAGCAUUAUCUAUCGUCUGCUCUUAACACGGCGAAAUAGCGAGUAGAGACAUGUUGUUUGGCUUUGACUUCGCACUUCCUGGUGUCUCUCGUCAAAAAUAACUACGAAUCUAUUACAAGAAGCUAAAGUAUCCAUUGUUGGUGUGAUAGAACUCCAUUACAGAAGAUCAGAGGCUAGUAGUUGUGUUUGUAGAACAUGAGGAGUUGUGAACGACUGCCUGUUACAAUGAAACUUUUCAUCAUCAUGUCGUGUCUGCACGCAGCUGUCAUAGCUCAAGGAAACAUUUCAUGUAAGAUCCCACCUGUUGAACCUAUGGGGGCAACAUCUUUGACCUGCACAUUUCCAGAAGAUAUCAGUCUGUCGAAAAAAGAUUUUUCUGUGGUACAUACGACCAACAACAACAGGCCAGUCCUCGACUGCUUAUGGACAGGAGGUAACUUGGAAUGUUUUGACAAAGCAGGCUACACAUUCAAUCGGACAGUAACCAAUCAACUGACCAUCGUGAUUCCACAAGCAUUUAUCAACAUGACUGGAGACUAUUACUGUAAAGUAUCUGACAGUACAAACUUCAACAUUCAGCACUGUCAGCUAGAAUUUAGACAAGAUUCGAACGAUAACGGAAAUGAUACCAAUGAUACAAUACUGAAGAUAAUACUGAAGAAGGCAAUCUACCAUUAGCAAUCGGGCUUGGUAUUGGACUCGGUUGCUUAACUGUGAUAGCAAUCGCAGUAUUGAUCUUUAUAUUGAGAAGACGAAAGCCCAAACGUCAAAAUCCAGUGUUUGAAGAACAUCCAUUAAUCAACCAACCGAACGAUGUCGACAACGGUGGCUCUUCAGAAAAUACAUUUGAAGGAUAUUUAAAGAAAACAGCUCAUAAAAUGUAUCCAAAAAAGACCACAUCGUAUUAUUUUGUUCCUCCGGUCUACUUUAACAGACACGGCUAUCAAAAAAAGUCAGAUGAUAAUAAUGAAGAUAUCUACGUCCCUAAAGAGACUGAUGAAAAUGUUGUAAAACACGACCGAGCCAUACAACACUUCUUGCAUUGCCUACGUCAGAUGGCAGAGGAAGAGAACGAACAAAUGUUUGUCUUGACACAGUUCAAGUAUGAAGACUAUUUGACAAAUGUGAACACUAAGUACGAGGAACAUGGUCUGCCGAUGCCUGAUGGUCUGGAAGGCCAGGACGUUAAUGUAGGGUGUUUUGACUUUCUCAUUAUUCAUCGUUAUCACGGAGUGUUGGUUGGGGUCGUCAAAGCAGUCAGCGACAAUGAUGUGACAAAAGGAAAUGACAAGAAAAAGACGACAGCUGACGAAGUGGAUCAAGCUGUUAAACAACUUAAAAAAGCAGAAAACAUGAUAAAACAUCUAAUGUCAGCAGAUACGAGAUCGUUUCCCAGAAUCCAUCAGACCUUAAUAGUGCCCAAUUUAUCUAGCACCUCACUCCGGCAUGCUAUCGCGCGGACAAAACUGGUUCAGAGACUUCAAAAUCGCAUGGAUAUGGACGGCUAUGGAGAGCCUAUCAACCAUUGCCUGUGUAGGGACCAGUUGUCAGACCCGAAAACGCCGUGGAAAGUGAAACCGAAAGUAGUCGAAAAUAUGAAAAAAUGGUGGAACUCGGUAACGACCGCUACAGAUGAUGAAACCAGAAUGAAUGACGAUCUAUACGAAGACAUGAUAGCCAGGUUUUUUGGUCCAGCCACUCAAUCUAAACUGAAAUUUAAAGAUGACCAAGAAGAAACUCUUCCUAAGAUUCUGGCUGAGGCCGUGUCCUUGACGGGAGAUUUGUACAGCAGCAAUAUGUUAGACAAAGACAAAGAAGAAGUACUGAAACAUCCCAUAUCAUUCCUGGUGGGACCCCCAAACACUGGUAAAACAAGAAUGCUCACACUUGCAGGAAACAAAUGGCUAUCUGAAGGGCAUGAUGUUUUUAUUGUAAAAGACGCAACUUCUAAGACUGAUCCUUUUCUCUCUCAACACCUGAAAGGGUCAAUAGAGCGAAAAGUUAAAAAGGAUGGUACUCAGAGUCCACAUGUUUUUGACGAAAAAUGCGAUUUGACAUCAAAAGAAUCAAUAGAGGAAUGCGUCAACAGAAUCAUUAACAAAAAGCCCAGAAAUGAGAAUGAACUAAUUUGCAUACUUCUUGAUGUUGCACAUCUUAAAGGAAAAUACGUCAACAAUUUCGAUGAAACACUCCACAGGCUGUCACCUUCCUCCAACUUAUGGGUUAGUUGUUCAAGGGAUAUGAGCCCUAGUAAGGGUUAUGUCAUGAAAUUCAAGCAAAUUCUCAACUGCCCACCAGUUGUGGUAAGAGAAGCGCUAAAGGUGAGCAAUGAAAGGAAUGAAGAUGUGAAGCAUGCACAUGACUACCUGCGCCCUACAGACGGACCCCCAGUAAAGCACAUCAAUUACAAUCUGUCAGUGGCUUCUCCACAAGAGAGUCGAGAGUUGGGGAUGCUGGUUGGCGAGUUCCUUGCCGAAGAUCUUUGUGUUACGAGAACUGAUAAACCAGAAUGGAGUAAGGUGCAAGCUUUGCCUCUGACUCACAAAGAUAUUUUCAUUUUAUUUGAAUCAAGCACUCCUAUAAACGAAGAGAGCAAAUUCUUGGAAGGUCUGAGAGAUAAAAGCAUUAGAGUGCAGGCUGUCAAGAUAGAGGACGACAAUGUUGUUGUUGAUGAAAGACUCAACACCGCAUGGGCCAUGAAUGUCUGCCACAUGCAGCUGUACAGAAUGAAAAGAAAAAUUGUUGUUUACGUGCAGUCAUAUUUCAAUGAUAAAGAAAACAAACAAAGAGCCAUUACAAGCUGCACCUCUCAGCUGAUAUUGGUUCAACCAAAGGCAAGGCUUUAUUCAAAGGCAUCAUCAUUGGAUGAUACUACAUGUAAUAAAGUGUAAAAUGAAUAACACAAAGAUUUCAUUACGCACAGAUUUUAGAUAUUAUGAAAUUAUUCAUUUAAGAAUACUUUUUUCUCUUCCAAGGUUGUGCUUGUUUAGAGAUGUCAGUUUCUUCAAUUUUUUGAAGUGCUAAAUAUACAAUUUUUAUAGUUCCUUUUUAAUAUUAUAUAUAUAUUAAUAUAAACAACGUUUGGAUGCACUUGACAAACUUUCAUAUAGUAAUGAAAAAAGCAUCAUGAGUGCUUUUAGCCUUCCUUCUCAAAUAAUUUAGACUUCAGUUAUUUCCUCUCUAUUGCAGUAUUUAUGUACAGUUAGUUUCAACACACUUUUGUUUACAGGAUUUGAUUUUUUAUAAAAAUAAAAUUUAAGAAAAAUAUUUUCAUGCAUUCUUUAAAUAGCAUGCUUAUUCAAUGUGUUGUUAAAGCCAAGUAAGGCGAUUAAUAUGUCAAUAAGCUAAUAACACUUUCGCACGCUUCUUUUGUUUUUUGUGUUGUACUUAACAUAAACCAUGUUGCACAAAAAAAUGAGACUAGACUUGAAGUUCAUGUGGAGCAAUAGUUACAAAUUGUCAAAUGACCACUGUCUGUUUUACCUCUGUAAGUCUCGUAUUUGGCUUGUUCUUACUGUCUUGUUGCCAUAAUUACUGUAUUCCUUUUGUUUAUUUCAGUUUUAGUCAAUGAUAAUAAUUGCUGCGCUGGAGAAAGCAUUGAUCAAGAUAUGAGUAAUUUUAAGCUAAGAAAAAUAUAUAUCUAUAUAUGUAAACUUAAAGAUAGUACAAUUUAGUUUUAUCUUUUACCUGUUUUAUCAGUUAUAAUUGCCAGUUAUAGUACCUUUGUUCUAUGCUCUUGUUUAAUCGAAAGGUAAAUGUCUUCUGUCGAAAUGUAUGAUAUAAAUUUACAUAGUCUGUGAUCCGCUUAUGAACAAAGGAUAAUAUACACUCAUGUUCAUUUAAUUUUUUGAUGGCGCUUACCUUUAUUGGGUAAUGUGCGAUUUGUAUUUGUUGAUGGGUACUUAAAUCUACAUGCAAUAUAUGAUGUUUUGAUAUUCUAUUUUCUAAAUGUUAAUAUUUGGUUUUGUUUACAUAAUUUUCACUUUUGUGUCCACAAAUCAAGGAAAACAACAGCUGUGAUUACACAAUUUUGUAUUGAAAUUUUCAGAACUUUGUAAGUUGACCAGGGUGAUUGUCGCUUAAUGUUUUCUAAACAUAUCUAGCAGAAUUACAAUGCGAUUGUUCGAUUCAUCAUAACUUUAUUAUUCAAGAGACUACGACAAAAGACAAAAUUACACCCAAACAAAAAUGUCUUCAAAGUAUUUUAUAUUUGAGUCAAGAAUCAUUACAGGAACUCAAAACAUUUGUUGCAUUUUAAUAGUGAAUGGCGACACACUAUAAUUUAAUGUUACGUUCUUGUUUUUUAUAUCUGGAUAUAUAUAUUUAUAUGUGUGUUCAAGGUAGCAGACUACUUAAACAUUAUCGUGUAAAAUUGCUCCCUUGUGCGGUGUCAUUUUGCUGUUGGUAUUGUAUUUAUGUGUAUUUAAAUGUGAUUAUACAGUAGCAAAUAUGAACGGCAAAUGCACGCCACUAUCAUACCUUAUUUGAUUACAUUUUUCUAUUUUUUCUAAGUUAAUGAAUUGAAAUAAACAUAUAUUAAUGUUAUUUUACAGUUUGUUGAUGGUGUAUUGUGCUCCUAGAUAUUUUGUAAUAAAAUAGAUGUUAUUCAUUCAUAAAUGGGCAAGAUUGUAUAUGUCAUGACUCAUGAGGUAACUUUAAAAGGAUUGUAAAAUGGCCCACAAUUGUUGAGAAGCCAGAGACCACCUGCAUGAAGGAAGGAGUAUGUGCAAGCGUAGAGAUGUUAGAUGGGGUAGACACCUGUAAGAGGUUACAGUACGCCAAGAGUGAACCUAUGGUUAGCAGAGAUGUCAAUGAUGUCUACGAAGAGAGCAAUCAACGAUUAGUAACAGCUCUGUAACAUCGGAAAUAAAACUACAAAUAUAGUACUGAAACAACCUCUAGAUGAGUCAUUCAAUGGUAUAUAUGUAUGUCUUAGCACGUUGUACCUUUUAAAUAAAUCUUUAUUGUUGUAUUGCAAGUCA